Hirundo rustica (Barn swallow) is the source of this 2782-nucleotide messenger RNA. It is a transcript of the gene HNRNPR, whose product is annotated as heterogeneous nuclear ribonucleoprotein R. The record is from RefSeq and is a predicted model, not a curated record. Gene Ontology annotation, cellular component: ribonucleoprotein complex; nucleus. The transcript has 11 exons. Gene Ontology annotation, molecular function: mRNA binding. The coding region runs from base 187 to 2088 and encodes 633 amino acids. Lineage: Eukaryota; Metazoa; Chordata; Aves; Passeriformes; Hirundinidae.
GACUCUGCCUGACCCAACCCAGCACACAUUGACUUCCACGUUAUGCAACAGCACGACGAGCACGUGAAGCCAGCACAACACCAGCGGUGCCAACAGGCUGAUUCCUUCCCGACUUAUCUAUUUAUUGUGCCCACUCUGCACCCAUCGAGAGCCUGAUCAAGGAAAUCUGGUGAGCAGCAUAAUAAAAUGGCUAAUCAGGUGAAUGGUAAUGCGGUACAGUUAAAAGAAGAGGAAGAACCAAUGGAUACUUCCAGUGUAACUCACACAGAACACUACAAGACACUGAUAGAGGCAGGCCUCCCACAGAAGGUGGCAGAGAGACUUGAUGAAAUAUUUCAGACAGGGUUGGUAGCUUAUGUCGAUCUUGAUGAAAGAGCAAUUGAUGCUCUUAGGGAAUUUAAUGAAGAAGGAGCCCUCUCUGUAUUACAGCAAUUUAAAGAAAGUGACCUGUCGCAUGUACAGAACAAAAGUGCAUUUUUAUGUGGAGUUAUGAAGACCUACAGGCAAAGAGAGAAACAAGGCAGCAAAGUACAGGAGUCAACGAAGGGACCAGAUGAAGCAAAGAUUAAGGCUUUGCUAGAGCGGACUGGUUACACUUUGGAUGUAACUACAGGACAGAGGAAAUAUGGGGGUCCUCCUCCAGAUACUGUGUAUUCUGGUGUUCAGCCUGGCAUUGGAACAGAGGUUUUUGUUGGUAAGAUUCCCCGAGACCUUUAUGAAGAUGAAUUGGUACCACUCUUUGAGAAAGCUGGUCCGAUUUGGGAUCUGCGUCUCAUGAUGGAUCCUCUUUCUGGUCAAAACAGAGGUUAUGCUUUCAUUACCUUUUGUAGUAAAGAUGCAGCACAAGAAGCAGUCAAACUGUGUGACAACUAUGAAAUCCGUCCUGGAAAGCACCUUGGAGUAUGCAUCUCCGUGGCAAAUAACAGGUUAUUUGUUGGGUCAAUUCCAAAGAACAAAACUAAGGAAAACAUAUUGGAAGAGUUUGGUAAAGUCACAGAGGGUUUGGUGGAUGUAAUUUUGUAUCAUCAACCUGAUGAUAAAAAGAAGAAUCGAGGAUUCUGCUUCUUGGAAUAUGAGGAUCACAAGUCAGCAGCACAAGCUCGCCGACGCCUGAUGAGUGGGAAAGUAAAAGUCUGGGGAAACGUUGUUACAGUGGAAUGGGCUGAUCCAGUAGAGGAACCUGACCCAGAAGUCAUGGCAAAGGUGAAAGUUUUAUUUGUAAGAAACUUGGCCACUACUGUGACAGAAGAAAUUCUUGAGAAAUCCUUUUCUGAAUUUGGAAAGCUGGAAAGAGUAAAGAAGUUAAAGGAUUAUGCAUUUGUUCAUUUUGAGGACAGAGGUGCAGCAGUGAAGGCUAUGAAUGAAAUGAAUGGGAAAGAGAUAGAAGGGGAAGAAAUUGAAAUAGUAUUAGCAAAGCCACCGGAUAAGAAAAGGAAAGAGCGCCAGGCUGCCAGACAGGCGUCCCGGAGCACUGCGUAUGAAGACUAUUAUUACUACCCUCCGCCUCGCAUGCCACCUCCUAUUAGAGGCCGAGGCCGUGGAGGAAGAGGUGGAUAUGGCUAUCCCCCAGAUUACUAUGGCUAUGAAGAUUAUUACGAUGAUUACUAUGGCUAUGACUAUCAUGACUACCGUGGUGGCUACGAAGAUCCCUAUUACGGCUAUGAUGAUGGCUAUGCUAUAAGAGGAAGAGGAGGAGGAGGAAGGGGUGGGAGAGGUGCCCCUCCACCACCUAGGGGGCGGGGAGCACCACCACCAAGAGGUAGAGCUGGCUACUCACAGAGGGGGGCACCCAUGGGACCGCCGAGAGGAGCCAGGGGGGGGAGAGGGGGCCCCGCGCAGCAGCAGAGAGGACGCGGUGCUCGUGGAGCCAGGGGCAACCGUGGGGGCAACGUAGGAGGCAAGAGAAAGGCAGAUGGGUACAACCAACCCGAUUCCAAGCGCCGCCAGACCAACAACCAGCAGAACUGGGGCUCCCAACCCAUCGCUCAGCAGCCGCUCCAGCAAGGUGGUGACUAUGCCGGUAACUAUGGUUACAAUAAUGACAACCAGGAAUUUUAUCAGGAUACUUAUGGGCAACAGUGGAAGUAGACAAGUGAGGAGGGAUUGAGAAUAUUGGAAACAUAGAAUUGGCUAUAGCUCGACAUCUUUCAAAAGAAAAAAAAAAAUAAAAAGAUUGGCUUAAUGUUUCAUCCUUCAGUAGCGAUUGGCUGCCAUUUGUAUUGGGCUGAAGAAUCACUCUAUUGUGUAUAUACUCGAGUCUCUUAGUUUUCUUUUUUUUUUUUUCAUAAACGCACUUGGACAUUACUGGGCUUGCAGAAUUCCUGAACUCCAUAUGGGGUUUCAGUGCUUUUAUCAUUUUAGGCUUCAUUUUAGCAGUUUAAAAGCAGGAAUGGCACACUGUUCAAUCAUGAUUUUGCAGAACCUCUGGUUUUGGACAGUUUCUUUUUUUUUUCUUUUUUUUUUUUGGAUUUGGGAUAGACUACAUAGGAGUAUGCUGUACAUAAAAGUAAAAGCUAGUGCUUUGUCUUAGUAGUUUUAAGAAAUUACAACAAAUUAAGUUUUCUUGUAUUGAAAAUAACAUGAUUGUAUGUUUUGCAUUCCUAGAAGUAGGAUAACUGUGUUUUUAAAUUGUUAUAACUUCACACCUUUUUGAAAAUCUGCCCUACAAAAUUUGUUUGGCUUAAAACGUCAAAGCCGUGGCAAUUUGUUCCUUGAUGUGAUUGUAUUUCCAAUUUCUUGUUCAUGUAAGAUUUCAAUAAAACUCAAAAAUCUAUUCAAAACA